Messenger RNA from Vigna angularis (adzuki bean), 1101 nucleotides. RefSeq names its product metalloendoproteinase 1. NCBI's taxonomy places the organism in Eukaryota, Viridiplantae, Streptophyta, Magnoliopsida, Fabales, Fabaceae. Gene Ontology annotation, cellular component: extracellular matrix. Bases 1 to 1101 code for a protein of 366 amino acids. The record is from RefSeq and is a predicted model, not a curated record. The transcript has a single exon. Gene Ontology annotation, biological process: extracellular matrix organization; proteolysis; collagen catabolic process. Gene Ontology annotation, molecular function: metalloendopeptidase activity; zinc ion binding.
AUGAAACCCUGCCUUUCUGCAUUCCUAUUAUUGUUCCUUCUCCUUCUCCACCAAUCUCAGUUCGCGAAGGCUGCUAUUGGGUCUUCUCUUCCGUCUAGUAUCCAGUCUGCUCUUGGGAGAAUUAACAAUCAGGUCAAAGGAAAAAACCUAGAAAAGCUUAAUGGGAAACUGGAGUCUGCUAAAGAAUACGUGGACUUUGUUGAAGAAUUCUUGGGGUAUUUGAUAGAUUCGGGGUAUUUCGAAAAAAAGACCACACUACCAAACCUGCCACUGAAGGAAAGGAAAGGCUUCGCUCCACUCAAAAAAUACCUUUCUAGCUUUGGCUACCUUCCAUCCUCCGACUCAUUCAACAACACUGUCGACCAUCAAACGUUAUCAGCCAUCAAGACCUUCAUGGAAUCUUUCAAUCUCCCAGUUACCUCCGACAUUCUUAAACUCAUGUCGCUACCACGAUGUGCUGUCCCCGACAUGAAUUUUGACUACAGCUUACACCAAAAUGUGUCGUGGCCCAAAGCCAAUGACCGGUGGUUCCGAAAGACAAACCUCACGUACGGUUUUCAUCCGGCUAAAGUCGAACACAACUUCGCCGACGUGUUCAAAAAUGCAUUCAAGCGGUGGGAGAAUGCCGCAGGGUUUUUGAACCUGACGGAGACAACCUACGACGACGCGGACAUUAAGGUUGGAUUCUACAAUCUCGCUACUGUAUUUGUCGGCGACGUGUUUGGCUUGAGCUUGAUAACGGAGAACCCUUCAUCUAGCGUGAAGACAGCUAAGAUAAUUCUCAACGGCGACCUGAUUUGGGCGCUGCCCAAUGAGAAAGGAAACUUGUCGGUGAAGGAUGGAAUUCUGGACUUGGAGAGUGCAGCAAUGCAUCAGAUAGGGCAUUUGCUUGGAUUUGACCACUCUUUCAUGAAUGACUCUGUUAUGUACCCUUACAUUUUGCAAUCGCAGGAACGAAAGGUAGAACUCUCCAAUUCUGACAUGGACAACACUAAGAAACAGUAUGCUAACGUUGACUCUGGCGACGGUGGGUGUUUGGGAGUGCCUUCAAUCACCGCUUUGUUGUCUCUGGGAUUUGCUUACCUGCUUCUUAUGUAUUAA